AUGGUUUUGAAAAGAAACAAGAACAAUGGAACCCAUGCCUUGUUUUUUUCCAACACUGAUGACGAUCUUGGAGUGGAGUUACGGCAAGUGCUUUUGAAGAUAGUGGAGCUUCUGGGAACGGCGAACGUGUCGGACUUUUUUCCGGUGGUGGCUAGAUUGGAUUUACAGGGCGUGGUGGGAGAAAAGAGGCGGCAAAGGAUGGUGGUGGAAGGGAUUUUCGACAGGAUCAUUAAUGAGAGGAUGGCGAGUAAAGUGGAAGAAACAACAGAGGAAGAGGGCAGAAGAGAUUUGUUGCAGAUUUUACUGGAGCUUAGAGAAGAAAAGUCCACAUCGUCGUUUACUAUCACCCAAAUUAAAGCCCUUUUCAUGGACACCAUACUUGGAGCAACUGACACAACAUCUACGAUGGUACAAUGGAUAAUGGCAGAGCUUUUACGACAUCCAAAGAUAAUGAAACAGGUACAUAAUGAAUUAGAAGAAGUCGUAGGCCUAAACAACAUCGUCGAAGAAUCUCAUAUCCCAAAAUUAUAUCACCUAGAUGCAGUGGUUAAGGAAACAUUUCGAUUACACCCUCCACUUCCUUUCUUGCUACUGCGGUCUCCAAGUCAAUCCUGUGAGGUAGGUGGAUACACAGUCCCAGAGGAUUCCAACAUAUAUUUGAAUGUUUGGGCCAUCCAUAGGAAUCCUGAAUAUUGGGACAAUCCCUUGAAAUUCAUUCCUGAAAGGUUCAUAAAUCUUGAUGGAACAACCAGAUUUGAUUACAACGGAUACAAUUUCAAAUACUUCCCAUUUGGAUGUGGGAGAAGAAAGUGUCCUGGAAUUCGUUUGGGAGAGAAAAUGUUGGUGUAUCUUUUGGCUUCGUUGUUGCAUUCAUUUAACUGGACUUUGCCAAAUGAGGAAGAGCUUGAGCUCUCUGAUAAAUUUGGUAUUGUCCUUAAAAGAAAACCACUAGUAGCUCUCCCUUCCCAAAGAUUACCAGAUAAAAACCUCUACAUGUAA
This is a messenger RNA of Cynara cardunculus var. scolymus (artichoke), 999 nucleotides long. RefSeq names its product flavonoid 3',5'-hydroxylase-like. The record is from RefSeq and is a predicted model, not a curated record. Bases 1 to 999 code for a protein of 332 amino acids. Lineage: Eukaryota; Viridiplantae; Streptophyta; Magnoliopsida; Asterales; Asteraceae. Gene Ontology annotation, molecular function: heme binding; iron ion binding; monooxygenase activity. The transcript is spliced from 4 exons.